This is a messenger RNA of Lolium rigidum, 917 nucleotides long. Its product is annotated as B-box zinc finger protein 19-like. The coding region runs from base 204 to 908 and encodes 234 amino acids. The record is from RefSeq and is a predicted model, not a curated record. The transcript has 3 exons. NCBI's taxonomy places the organism in Eukaryota, Viridiplantae, Streptophyta, Magnoliopsida, Poales, Poaceae. Gene Ontology annotation, molecular function: zinc ion binding.
AACGCAGGAAAAAUUCUCUCUCUCUUCCCUCUCUCUACAAGUACUCGCGGCCCAGAGAAAAAGAAAGAAAGAAGCCAACAAAAAACAACCCCAGCCGAGACCGAGAGAGAAAAAGAUCUUGUGGCGACGAGCGAGCGAGCAGAUAGAUAGCGAGGUCGACCGGGACAAGGUUGGUGAGACGAGCAGAGCGGACCAGAGCGAUCAUGUCGUCGGCGGCCGGAGGGGACGGCAAGGUUAAGAACGCGUGCGAGCUCUGCGGGGCUGCGGCGCGGGUGUACUGCGGCGCCGACGACGCCACGCUCUGCUGGGGCUGCGACGCGCAGGUGCACGGCGCCAACUUCCUCGUCGCCAGGCACGCGCGCGCGCUGCUCUGCCGCGGGUGCGCGCGGCCCACGCCGUGGCGCGCCGCGGGGCCCCGCCUCGGCCCGACGGCCUCCAUCUGCGAGCUCUGCGUCGGCCGGGGCCGCGGCCGCGCCGCCCACGGGGUGGCCGGAGAUGGCCACGGCGAGCAGAACGAGGAGGAGAUGAUCGAGGACGAGGACGACGAGGAGGAGGAGGAGGGGGAGGGGGAGAACCAGGUCGUGCCGUGGGCGGACGACGCGGAGGCCACGCCGCCGCCCGUCGCCAGCUCCACGUCCAGCAGCAGCCGGGAGGCCGCCCCUAACGCAAAGGAGGACCCGCCGUGCUCCACGUCGCAGCCGAGCCUCUGUAACCACGCCUCGCCCGCACGCCGCGCCGGCCGGAGCGACGAGGCCACCUCCUCUCGGAACGGCGGCCGCUUGUUCGCCUCCCGGCACAGGAAGAGAUCGACCUCGGAUUUCCUCAGCUCCGGGCCGGCGCAGUCGGUCAGCGGCACGCCAGCGAGGAAUCGCUCUAGCGCGGCCUUUGGUCGGAACGACUUUUCAUGAGGCAACUGG